Messenger RNA from Arabidopsis thaliana (thale cress), 570 nucleotides. RefSeq lists its product as uncharacterized. Lineage: Eukaryota; Viridiplantae; Streptophyta; Magnoliopsida; Brassicales; Brassicaceae. The transcript is spliced from 3 exons. The record is from RefSeq and is marked reviewed. The coding region runs from base 1 to 570 and encodes 189 amino acids.
AUGAAAAUGUUCACCACUCCGGAUGAAAUGUGGGAUGAGUACUUAAAGUUUGAGGAUCUUCAACUCAUAUUUGGAUGUGGCUUAGCUACUGGUGGUUCCGCAAUUGGAAUGGGUGAAACCACUGAUGCUCGAAGAGUGGGAGAUAACAAAAUUGAUGAUGAAGUUUUUGAACUAUUAUCACAAGAGCUAGUUGCAUCACCACAAUGUGAUAUACCACUCUUUCCAUGCACAAAUCCAAAAGGACGGGUAGAAAAACUUCAUCCAAGGAAGAGGUUUAGAACCUCAUCUACUAGCAAUAUAGGUAAGCUGAAAAAUGACGAAGAGGAGGAUCCUAUGAUCGUGAAUCAUAUUCGCUACGAAGCAGUUACCUUGAUUCAUUCACUUGGAAUGAAAAAUGUCCUCAUAGACAUGUCAGUAGAAGAACGUUUUGGUUUGAUUAAGAAUCUGCUCUACAUGAUUAUUACUUUUGAGUUUUCUUUUAUAUUUAUUUAUCAAUUGUUUCUUGUGUGGCAAGACAAUGUUUUCUAUUUGGUUAAUGAAUCUGGUUUCAUACAAGUUCUACUGAAAUAG